Messenger RNA from Phyllostomus discolor (pale spear-nosed bat), 4440 nucleotides. It is a transcript of the gene IRAK4, whose product is annotated as interleukin 1 receptor associated kinase 4. Lineage: Eukaryota; Metazoa; Chordata; Mammalia; Chiroptera; Phyllostomidae. The record is from RefSeq and is a predicted model, not a curated record. The transcript is spliced from 12 exons. Gene Ontology annotation, molecular function: magnesium ion binding; ATP binding; protein serine/threonine kinase activity. Gene Ontology annotation, biological process: protein phosphorylation; signal transduction. The coding region runs from base 186 to 1562 and encodes 458 amino acids.
CAGAGUGUGGAGCAGUUCGCAGGCUCUUAAAGGAAGGGGAGGGCAGGACCCAAAGGGGCCCAGGGCGGAGCUUUAUUGGUUGGGCCCGCUAUGCCCCACCCCUUCCCACUGCACAAGUUCCACCGCUGCUGGCUCAGCCUGGAGGGGUCUAGCCACCACUUCCCGCGCUCAGGCAGGAAUAGAAGAUGAACAAACCCAUCACACCAUCAACAUAUGUGCGCUGCCUCAAUGUUGGACUAAUUAGGAAGCUGUCAGAUUUUAUUGAUCCUCAAGAAGGAUGGAAGAAGUUAGCGGUAGCUAUUAAAAAACCAUCUGGUGAUGAUAGAUAUAAUCAGUUUCACAUAAGGAGAUUUGAAGCAUUACUUCAAACUGGAAAAAGUCCUACUGGUGAAUUGCUGUUUGACUGGGGCACCACAAAUUGCACAGUUGGUGAUCUCGUGGACCUUUUGAUCCAAAAUGAGUUUUUUGCCCCUGCGAGUCUUUUGCUGCCAGACGCUGUUCCCAAAACUGUUAAUACACUACCUUGUAAAGAAGCCGUAACAGUUGAGCAGAAUCAGAGGCCUCUCUAUGGCCAGGGCAGGACAUCUGUGAUACCUGUGCAGAAUCCUGAACAAAAUUAUAUGCCACCUGACUCCUCAAGUCCGGAAAGUUUAGAAGUUAGUGAUACACGCUUUCACAGUUUUUCAUUUUAUGAGCUGAAGGAUGUCACCAAUAACUUUGAUGAACGACCCAUUUCUGUGGGUGGUAACAAGAUGGGAGAGGGCGGAUUUGGAGUUGUUUAUAAAGGCUACGUGAACAACCGGACUGUGGCAGUGAAGAGGCUUGCAGCAGUGGUUGACAUUAGUACAGAAGAACUGAGACAACAAUUUGAUCAAGAAAUAAAAGUAAUGGCAAAGUGCCAACAUGAAAAUUUAGUAGAACUACUUGGUUUCUCAAGUGAUGGAGAUGACCUCUGCUUAGUAUAUGUUUACAUGCCUAAUGGUUCAUUGCUAGACAGACUGUCUUGUUUGAAUGAUACUCCACCACUCUCCUGGCACAUGAGAUGCAGGAUUGCUCAAGGGGCAGCUGAUGGCAUCAGUUUUUUGCAUGAAAACCAUCAAAUUCAUAGAGAUAUUAAAAGUGCAAAUAUCUUACUAGAUGAAGACUUUACCGCCAAAAUAUCCGACUUUGGGCUUGCACGGGCUUCUGAGAAGUUUUCACAGACAGUCAUGACUAGCAGAAUUGUGGGAACGACAGCUUACAUGGCACCUGAAGCUUUGCGAGGAGAAAUCACACCCAAAUCUGACAUCUACAGCUUUGGUGUUGUUUUACUAGAAAUAAUAACUGGACUUCCAGCUGUGGAUGAACACCGGGAACCUCAAUUAUUGCUAGAUAUUAAAGAAGAAAUUGAAGAUGAAGAAAAGACAAUUGAAGAUUAUAUUGAUAAGAAGAUGAAUGACAUUGAUUUUACUUCCAUUGAAACUAUGUACUCUGUUGCUAGUCAAUGUCUACAUGAAAAGAAAAAUAAGAGACCAGACAUUAAGAAGGUCCAACAGCUGCUGCAAGAAAUCACAGCUUCUUGAAACUUUAGUAGAAUAGACACUUGGCUUUUUAUACACGGCUAUCAAAACCGUCUUUUAAACUAAAUUUUUUGGUAAGCAUUCUUCUUUACCUUUAACAAGGCAGCAUGGUGCCAUGCAGUGCAGUGGUUCUUAAAGCUCACAUAGAACCCUGGACAUAUAGAACAAACAAAAGCAGAGCUGCCAUUUCAGUGCUUCACCCUGCCUUCUUAGAGUUGCCCUCAGUUCUUGCAGUAAUCCCUGAGACAUCUUCUUGGAGCCUCAUCACAAACAAUUUGAAAACUACAGGAUUAGCAAAACAGACAACUGGACUAUUGAACGAAAAGACCCUGAGCUGAAGCCCAGCUCCACCGCUGAUUUUCUGUAAAGCUGUGGGCAGUCUCUUAGCUGCUCGGAGCCUUGGUUUUUUUCACCUGUAACGUUGGACUAAUACUUACUGUGCCUCUCUGGCAGGUAGGUAGUCGUGAGAAUUAAAGGAUGCAGCAUGUUUGCAAGUACUUUGUACUUUAUAAAGUGAUAUAAAAUUUAAGGUUUCUAUAGAUGAUUAUAGAAUUUUAUUGCAGUCAUUUGUUUAUAGAGUCAUGUUCACAGUACUAUUUUGAGCAAUCAUUCACCACAAGCCAAAUAAACCCAGAUGAGACUGCCACGAUUGGCUAUAAUUAAUUAGAUUAUGUAAUGUGACAAAGCUGAUGGAAUUUUGCAGAUGCAGGUAAGGUUCCUAAUCCGCUGACUUUGAGUAUCAGCAGGGAGACUGCGCUGGGUGGGCCGGAUCUAAUAAGGUGACCUCUUACAAGACAUCUGAGACAUCCUUCUGUGGGCCUUAAAGAAGGGACCUACCACCUUUUAGGAAGGCCACAUUGGCUAAGACCUAAGGGUGGCCUCCAGGAGAUGAGAGCCACUUUCUAGCUGUCAGCCAGCAACACAAACUGGGACCUGGGAUGUAUAACCACGAUAAACUGAGUUCUUCCAACAGCCUAAAUUAGCCUAGAAAAGUACUCCAGACCUCGGAUGAUUCUGUAGCUCCAACUGAAACCUAAAUUUUGGCCUUGUGAGACCCUCAGUAGUGAAUCUAGCUGAGCUGUGCCUGGACUUCUGGCAUACAGGACUGUGACAUAAAUGAGUUGCUGUAAGCCACUGAGUUUAUGGCAAGUUGUUAUGCAGCCAUAGAAAGUGAAUACAGGUAUUCCCAUGAUGAUUCUCCCACAGUGAUAGCCCAUCAUGUUCUGCCCACACUCAAGGGGUUGAUGGGGAUUAAGCAGUGUGUACACCAGAGGUUUGAAGUGUACUGAUUUGCACUGGAUUUCUCAAGUUUCCUCAGUCCCUACUCUUGUUGUUUGUUUUUUACUACAAAGAGUGAGAGACCUCUGGAUAGUAGUGAUGAAUUGAUUUUUUAAGUGACUUUUAACUAUUUCUCCUAAGUUUAAGAGUCUCUAUUGGAUUUUUUUUAUUGUUUGAAAGUUAUUUUUCAGCUUUGGGUGAACAGAAAAAUGUACUUAAGCAUGAAAACUGGCUGAUAAAGCUAGUGUAUAUAGAAGGAAUGCCAAGUGUCUACAGUUAUUCAUUCAUUCAUUCAUUCACUGAGCUUUGUAUCUUCAGUUUUUCAUUAACAAGUUUGUACAGUGGACUGCAGAAGAUGCUCGAUCUCUAUAUUGUAUUUAGACCUUCCUAAAUGCUUCCCUGAGAAAUGAAAAUAGCACAUCUUUCUAAUCACCUUUGUCAACUAAGUAUUUAAGCAGAAAGACACAUUUGCUAGUUGCAAAGGGAAAAGGAAAACAAGUAAAAUGACUUAGUCAAAUUAAUCUCAGUGGGAACCCACAUAAUUUGAGGCACAGUAUGAUCUAUAACACUGAACAUAAUUAUGUUAUUUUAAAGUAUAAGUAACUAUUUCUUGAAAUAAAAGCAUUUCUGUAAAAUGGCAUAUAUAUAGCUCUGAUUAUAGAAUGUUACCAAGCUUUAUUCAAAUUCUAUAAAUGAGUAUACCAUUUCAUUGAUUUUGAAAGUUUGCAGUAUUAUUUGGUAGGUGUUUUCAUUCCAUCAAGUGGAACUGAGAGCAGAUUUAUCCAAAUUAGGCACAGCUUCCCUCUCCCAGUAAAACUGUUUUAACUCUUUGGAUGGUAAUAAUGCAGCACAUCCACGCUUCCAAAGUGUUAACCACACUGUUUUAUCUUUUUGCCUAACUGUGCCUGUCACAUCAUGGACCGCUCAACUUGCAUGACACACAUUGCUACGGGAAUGAACAGCAGAGGGGUGUCCUCAGCUCACACGUGAACAGGACUGGCCCUCAAGUUCUGAGAAUUGUGUCCAGGCUGCGUACACCGCUCCCCUCAGGCAGGAAUGAAAAGCCUGAGGUGACAUCUAGUUGAAGCUUUUUCUUAAAUUUUUUGGGAAUAUACUUCCUCCUAAUUUUUUAUAGAAACAAAAAUUUAAACAUAUUUGAAAACAAUCUUGACGGGUUUUGCCAGCUUUGCUGUGAACUGGUAAUGCUGCCUCCAGCAGCUGACUGUGCAAACUAAUGGGUCACAGCAGCGCGGUGGGGAAGCACCCACCGACCCCCUUACUAGGAAGAGCAACCUGUUUUUAUUGCCCGGUUUGACCCGUUGGUUUGCUAGUUAGCUAACUCAAAUUUUAAAUUCUAUUUUCUCUCUUCAUAUGUUCUAUGAGGAAUAAUUAGUCAAUGUUUUGUUUUACUUUUCUAAUAUAUAAUUAAGAGAAAUUUAAGAUAUUCUAAAGUAUUUAUUGCUCUGCCCACUUUUCAGUUCUGUAGCCAUACAAAAUGGUCAUAGAUUUCACCCAUUCAGAGUCCUGUAACUCACUUUCAAAAUAAGCGUAUAUCUUUUAUUUUACAACUUUAUUGUAUCACCUGAUAAAUAAAAAUUGUAUU